CCACUUCCUGGUACAUAAAGAGGGCAUAAAAUGGACGGAAAGAUUAAACUGCUCACAGUAGAAGAAGUCGCCCAACACAACAAGGAGGGCGACCUUUGGACCAUUAUAGAUGCCAAAUUCCAUCCAGGCGGGAAAGCCGUUCUGCUUGACGAUGAAGUCCGAGGAAAAGAUUGUACUGAACUCUUCUACUCGCUUCACCGCUCGGAGGUGUUAUUGCGGCCUCAGUACGCUCGUCUUCAAAUUGGGACCAUCGUCGGAGAGGAGGAACGUUUCAAACCCCUCCCACCUGGUUCCCUCAGUCCGGUCCCUUAUGGAGAGCCUGCAUGGCUGACACGGCCCUUCAAGUCCCCAUAUUACAAAGAGAGUCACUAUAGACUGCACAAGGAAUUCAGGAAAAUAUGCGAUGAGCUAAUUAUUCCAGAAGCUAAACGGUGUGAGGAGACAGGGGAUCGUAUAUCCCAGAAGCUUGGCCCGGGCCCUCAUCUCAAAGGUCUGAAGCUCCUCGCAGGCCUCCUACUCGGUCAAGAAUCAGCCCGAGCUGGGCAACGAGGAUUUAUCGAUGGCUUCCUCGCAGGGGCAUACAUCGGUUCAAAGGUAGUUGCGCUGGCUAUUUCGGAGGCGUUUGCGGGGAGCGACGUUUCUGGAUUGAGAUGUACUGCUCGGAAAAGCGAGGAUGGAAAGUGGUGGAUUGUGAAUGGAACGAAAAAGUGGAUUACGAAUGGGACGUUUGCAGACUAUUUCACCACAGCUUGCCGAACCAGUAAGCACGGUCUUACAAUGAUCGUCAUACCUCGUGGUCCAGGGGUGGAAACCAAACCUAUCAAAACUUCGUAUUCCUCAACGGCGGGAACGGCCUUCGUAUCGUUCGACGAUGUACGCGUGCCUGUUUCGCAUACCCUCGGAGAAGUGGAUAAAGGUCUCAAAGUCAUUUUGAGUAACUUUAACCAUGAGCGUUGGGGGAUGGUCGUCAACACUGUACAACUAAUGCGCAAUAUUGUGGACGAGACUCUGAGGUAGAUAUGGUUCCUCGCGGUGGGGGGUAACAGUACUAACAGUUGAUCCGAUUGCACG
Molecule: messenger RNA, 1071 nt
Organism: Cantharellus anzutake
Lineage: Eukaryota; Fungi; Basidiomycota; Agaricomycetes; Cantharellales; Hydnaceae
Product: acyl-CoA dehydrogenase/oxidase
Exons: 11
Coding region: 31-1017 (328 amino acids)
Molecular function (GO): flavin adenine dinucleotide binding; acyl-CoA dehydrogenase activity
Source: RefSeq, a predicted model, not a curated record